Messenger RNA from Cladocopium goreaui, 2177 nucleotides. NCBI's taxonomy places the organism in Eukaryota, Dinophyceae, Suessiales, Symbiodiniaceae. The record is from the annotation of a GenBank genome assembly.
UCCGCAUUAGGUUAGGUAGCUGCGGGAAGCGCACAUGUGCCACGCUCAUGGGUGGUGCUGACGCAGCUCGCCAUGCUUCGCCAGUUUCAAAAGGGGCAUCCUUGGACAGUCCUGGCCGAAGGUGGUGGUUUUUGGAGCAGGCAUUUGUAUGUGCAGCCUGCGCCACUGGUCCACAGAUGCCCUCUACGCCUAGGAGUAAGAGUCAGAUGGCCCCGUGGCGAAGCGCUUGGCGCAGCAAGAGUUUGCCGCAGAUCAUCGACUCCCAGGCAACGCAAGCGACGCAAAGUUCCUUGCAACGGAAAGGGAGCGCUGGCAAUUUCUAUGCCAAGGACGGAGAUUCAACUCGUUCGUCGAGGAGUAGAAUGCAAGGUGUUGAUGCGACGCCCAGAACCAUCUACUCCUCUGGGCCGGGCGUAGCAGUUGAAGUCAAUAGUGACUUGCUGUGUUCUAGACAUGAGGGCCUGCAAGAAGUCUUUGAUAACUACGAGUUCAUUUCUGCUGUGGGCAGCGGGGCCUUUGGGCGCGUUUUGCGUGCGAAACAUCGCUGCGGGGGGCAGAUGCGCGCAUGCAAGGCCCUCACAACUAGCACUCCACUGGAGCGAAAGUUAGUGGACACCGAGAUAGCCAUCUUGAAGGUUUUGAAUCAUCCCCACGUGCUGCAGCUGUACGAGGUCUACUUCGAACCCAGCACCACUGAGAGGCGUCGCAAGGUGUAUCUACUCACGGAGCUUUGCACCGGUGGCGACUUGCUUUUCCGGAUCGCCUAUCAUUACCAGAUGCUGAAGUGCCCUAUGACGGAAGGCCAUGUCGCCUACCAACUCCGGCAGUUGCUGUCUGCUGCCAUGUACUGCCACCAGCGUGGGAUUGUGCAUCGGGAUGUGAAGCCCGACAAUGUGCUCUUUGUAGACGCCACGGCGAGUUCGACGUUGAAACUGAUAGACUUUGGCCUGGCGGGUUUUGCACAGCAGCUGCGGGAGAAUGCCAUUGAGGUCUCGAUGCCACGGAGCAAAUCCUUGGGCCGUUUGGCCAAGAUUCUGCCGAAGAUCGGAGCGCGCUGGUUUCACGUGCGAAAGCAGAUGAUGCAGCGCGCAGGGACGGCAUUUUAUAUGGCUCCAGAGAUGAUCAAUGCCGGAGUUUACGAUCAAAAAGCUGAUAUGUUCAGCAUUGGUGCUAUCAUGUGCGAAAUGCUGACUGGCUGGCAUCCAUUUUACACUCCCAACGUGGAUGAUGCACAGUCUGUUCAGGCGAAGAUCAUUGUGCCCAAGCCGGUAAUGCUGCCAGAUGAACUCUUUUGCAAUAUUUCAGAGGAAGCGUGCGACGUCUGCCAGAGAUUGUUGGAGAAAGAUCCAGCUCGCAGACUAAGCGCAGAGCAGGCAUUGCAGCAUCCUUGGUUCCUCAAUCCGGAUAUGCCAACGCCAUACGGAAAUGUUCACACUGGCGUCCUCAACGCGCAGGUGUUUGAAGGUCUGAAACAGUACGCCUCCUACAACAAGCUGCAGAGAGCGUCCUUGCAGUUGUUGGCACAGGAACUUGCCGAGGAGCAGGUCCAGGAGCUUCGGGAUGCUUUUCUCGCCAUAGACACAGGCGAUGGUCAGCUGGAUGCUCUGGAGUUGCAGGAGGCGGCACGGAAAGUGGACUACGAGUUGAGUGCUGAAGAAGCGUCGGAGCUAAUUGCCGCGCUGGGUGGGACCUCUCAGCAGAGGGCCGGCUAUCGCGAGUUUAUAGCUGCUGCCGCCAGUAGUACGGUGCAAUACAGCCCCGGUCAGCUGAUGCGCUGUUUCGAAAAGCUGAGUACUGGUGGUGUCAUUCGCUACCAGGAGAUGACAAAUCUUUUUUGCAAUUCUAUCUCAGAGUCGGAGUGGGAGGACAUCACCAAGUCUUGUACAGCAGAUCGUGAGGAAUCUCCGGCGUCGAAAUCCAGAAUUGGCUUGGACAAAUUUAUGUCCAUCAUGCACGACUCAAAGCAGGAGGCGAGUCGGCCAGUCACCAGCGAGAUGCCGUUGCACGUUCACGGGGAGGACCCCAAGCCAACUGGCUCUCCUACGAAGUUCUGGCAGCGUUGUACUGAACCACUCUGCUGGCUCACAGGUGACGGUGCCGAGCCCUAGAAUCCUAGAACACCGGUUUUUCGGAAGCGCGCAGCCGGGCCGGCGCGAUGAUGCGGUGGCCUUUUGUUG